Arvicola amphibius (Eurasian water vole) is the source of this 6641-nucleotide messenger RNA. RefSeq names its product Rho guanine nucleotide exchange factor 11 (gene Arhgef11). Gene Ontology annotation, biological process: intracellular signal transduction; G protein-coupled receptor signaling pathway. Gene Ontology annotation, molecular function: G protein-coupled receptor binding; guanyl-nucleotide exchange factor activity. Gene Ontology annotation, cellular component: cytoplasm. NCBI's taxonomy places the organism in Eukaryota, Metazoa, Chordata, Mammalia, Rodentia, Cricetidae. The record is from RefSeq and is a predicted model, not a curated record.
GCCGGGAGCGGCCGAGCGGGGUGGCUGUGGCGGGCGGCCUGGCGGGCACGGAAGCCGAGGCCGCGGCCAGGGCUCUCGGUGCCGCUGUGGAGGGUGCCCUGGCUCUAGCCGAACCGCAGCGAUAGUGGGAACGGGUUGCCGGGCACGAUCGGCCGGCGAGGGGAAGCGGGACCGCCGCUCCAAGGCGCUGCGGCGAGAGAGACUUUCGGAGCCUGGACGUGCAGGAGCACACAGCGCUGACUGAGGAAAUUGUCUCAGAAAAAGGCCGAUCAGAGGCUGGGUCUGAGCACGGGACUGGGCUAGGUGGAGGAACCUGAAGUUCGGAAGGGAAAGGAGCGUUUAAGAUUUCCUGGGGUUUGGGCCAAUGCUACCGUUUUGAAGGUAAAAGGCAUUGCGCUUCAGGUGUUUUGUGGGUUUUUGGCUUUUUUCUUUUUAUUUGAGUGUGUGUCUGCACAAUUGGCUCAUUUCAGAAUUCAAAACCUUUAGUGUAAAAAAAAUCGUUUUGUUUUGAUUUUUUAAGAAAUCCACCAAUUUUGCUUACCAGAGCUCCACUGGACUUUGUAUCGUGUACGUCCUGCUGUAUGGUUUUAUUUAUUUUAACUGUACAAAUCAUCUGGAAGAUUUUUCCUCGAGUGGCAUUUCGGAUUUGUUCAGCCUUUUUUUGUUUGCUUGUUUGUUUGUCUUGUUUUGUUUUCCUCCUUGGCAUUUUAAACAUUUGGAAACGAGAGAUUUUUCAACCUUUGGAGCUUAAGGUUCGCUUGUCAACAGAAGGACAGUUGGGGAAACUGGAUUGAAAGGAUGGUUUUUAUCGGUCUGCAGUUAAGACUGAUAUUUUGAAGUCGCAUUCUUUCUGUGGUUCGUUUAGCCCAUAGUGCUAACCUUAAAGAGAUUUGUGGUUGACGUUUUGGUUUCUAAGAAGGUCAUAGUUUUUCCUCUUUCAUUUUUUUUUCCAUUUUCUUCUUUUUCAAGACAAGGGGAGGGGAGGGUGGAGGGUCAGGAAAGGAGAAGACCAUGUUAAGUGGUGGAAGUGGAAUGGCUCUGCAGUUACCAGGGUCCUGACAGCUGGAAGAAGGAUUCAGUCUGCGACUUGGGAGGCCUUCCUCUCACCUUCCUUAAAAAUUUGCAAGGGAUUCAGGCCUGGUCAAGACUCCCAAAGAAGCUCCAGGAUUCAGGAACUGUGGAGACACGGAGAAACCAUGAGCAUAAGAUUGCCCCAUAGUAUAGACAGGUUAAGUAGCCUGUCUUCUCUGGGAGACUCUACACCUGAACGCAUGUCCCCUUCCCACCACCGUCAGCCCUCUGACACCUCUGAAACAACAGGUCUUGUUCAACGCUGUGUCAUUAUCCAAAAGGACCAGCAUGGCUUUGGCUUCACAGUUAGUGGGGAUCGAAUCGUGUUGGUGCAGUCUGUGCGCCCUGGAGGUGCAGCCAUGAAAGCUGGUGUGAAAGAGGGUGACCGGAUCAUUAAAGUGAACGGCACCAUGGUGACCAAUAGCUCACACCUGGAGGUGGUGAAACUUAUCAAAUCUGGCGCUUUUGUUGCACUCACCCUCUUGGGCUCUUCUCCUUCCUCCAUUGGCGUCUCUGGGCUUCAGCAGAACCCACCUCUGGCAGGAAUACCCAGAGUUAACCCCGUGAUUCCUCCACCACCUCCUCCUCCACCCUUGCCACCCCCACAACACAUUACAGGACCCAAGCCUCUGCAGGAUCCUGAAGUUCAAAAGCAUGCCACUCAAAUCCUCAGGAAUAUGCUGAGACAGGAAGAGAAAGAGUUACAGCGUAUCUAUGAGGUGUAUAGUCGGAAUCCUGACAGCCUGCUAGAAGAGCAAAUCGAAGGUGCCCGGCGGCGAGUCACUCAGUUACAGCUGAAGAUCCAGCAGGAGACUGGUGGCUUAGUGGACAUACUUCCACUCUAUAGUGACACCAGCCAGAGAACAUCUGAAGGCCGCCUCUCUCUGGACUCCCAGGAGGCAGACAGUGGCUUGGACUCUGGGACAGAACGCUUUCCCUCUGUCAGUGAGUCAUUGAUGAAUCGGAACUCAGUACUGUCAGAUCCUGGACUAGACAGCCCUCAGACUUCUCCUGUAAUCCUGGCCAGAGUAGCCCAGCACCACAGACGACAGAGUUUGGAUGCACCAGUGCUCCCACCCAGUGACCAGGGUGUAGAUCAAAGCCCAAAGCCUCUGAUUAUUGGCCCAGAGGAAGAUUAUGACCCAGGUUAUUACAACAAUGAGAGCGACAUCAUCUUCCAAGAUCUUGAAAAACUGAAGUCACAUCCAGCCCACUUGGCAGUUUUCCUACGUUACAUCUUCUCUCAGGCAGACCCUGGUCCACUGCUUUUUUAUUUGUGUUCAGAAGUUUAUCAACAGACAAAUCCCAAAGAUUCCCGAGGUUUGGGAAAAAGCAUCUGGAAUAUUUUCCUAGAGAAAAGAGCGGGUAAGGAUCCUCUCAGAGUGAAGAUCCCUGAGACGUUGCAGGCUGAAAUCGACCUGCGCUUGCGGAACGGUGAGGACCCUCACGGUGUUUUCUGUGAAGCUCAAGAGGCAGUCACACUGGAGAUUCAGGAACAGAUCAAUGACUAUAGAUCAAAGCGCACGCUGGGGCUAGGCAGCCUCUAUGGUGAAAAUGACCUACUAGACUUGGAUGGGGACCCUCUUCGAGAGCGCCAAAUGGCUAAGAAGCAGUUGGCUGCCCUUGGAGAGAUCCUGUCCAAGUAUGAGGGACGCCGGAGUGUUCCCAUGGAGUUUGCCCUUUAUAUCUAUAUGAGCCAUGCUAGAAUCCUUCUUCAGGAGUCAAGACCCUCCAGCACAGCAGAAAAGGCCCAGUCUGCUCCUGAUAAGGACAAGUGGCUACCCUUCUUCCCUAAGACUAAGAAGAGCAGCAGUUCCAAGAAAGAAAAGGAUGCCUUGGAGGACAAGAAGCGAAACCCCAUCCUCAGAUACAUUGGGAAGCCCAAAAGCUCUCCUCAGAGCAUUAAGCCAGGCAAUGUGAGGAACAUCAUUCAGCACUUUGACAGCCAUCAGUAUGAUGUCCCAGAGCCGGGGACACAACGACUCUCAACAGGAAGCUUUCCUGAGGACCUGCUGGAGAGUGACAGUUCCUGUCCCUCCUUAGCAGUUUCACGCUCAGAGAUUCGCCUGGGCCGCUCUGAGAGCCUCAAUGGGCGGGAAGAGAUGAAGCGAUCUCGCAAAGCAGAGAAUGUGCCCAGAUCUCGCAGUGAUGUUGACAUGGAUGCUGCUGCUGAGGCCACGCGCCUUCACCAGUCAGCCUCGUCCUCUGCCUCCAGCCUCUCCACCAGGUCUCUUGAGAAUCCCCCCCCCUUCACACCUAAAAUGGGCCGCAGGAGCAUUGAGUCCCCCAAUCUGGGAUUCUGUACAGAUGUUAUCCUUCCCCACCUUCUGGAGGAUGAUCUGGGCCAGCUGUCUGACCUCGAGCCAGAGCCAGAUGUCCAAAACUGGCAGCAUACAGUAGGCAAGGACGUGGUGGCAGGGCUGACACAGAAGGAGAUUGACCGACAAGAGGUCAUCAAUGAGCUGUUUGUGACAGAAGCAUCCCAUCUGCGAACACUCCGGGUCUUGGACCUCAUCUUCUACCAGCGCAUGAAAAAGGAGAACCUAAUGCCUCGGGAAGAGCUGGCGAGGCUCUUCCCUAAUCUGCCUGAACUCAUAGAGAUUCACAAUUCCUGGUGUGAAGCCAUGAAGAAGCUCCGGAGGAGGUCCGCAUUAUCAGAGACAUCAGUGACCUCAUGCUUGGCUCGGUUUGAUGGUCCUGCCCGAGAGGAACAUCCAGCAAGAGGCGAGAGCCACCCUCAGUGCCGGAGGCUGCAGCUUGAGAACCUGAUCAUCUCUGAAAUGCAGCGGCUCACUAAGUACCCACUGCUGCUAGAGAACAUCAUCAAGCACACAGCGGGUGGCACAUCUGAGCAUCAAAAGCUCUGCCAUGCCCGGGACCAGUGCCGAGAGAUUCUCAAGUUUGUAAAUGAAGCAGUGAAGCAGACAGAGAACCGUCACCGAUUAGAGAGCUACCAGAAACGCCUAGAUGCCACUGCCCUAGAGCGGGCCAGCAACCCCUUGGCAGCAGAAUUCAAGAGCCUGGAUCUUACAGCAAGGAAGAUGAUCCAUGAGGGACCCCUGACCUGGAGGAUCAGCAAAGAUAAGACCCUGGACCUGCAGGUGCUGUUACUGGAGGACCUUCUGGUGCUGCUGCAGAGACAAGAGGAGAGGCUGCUGCUCAAGUGCCACAGCAAGACAACUGUGGGCUCUGCGGACAGCAGACAGACCUUCAGCCCUGUGCUGAAGCUCAACGCUGUGCUCAUCCGUUCUGUGGCUACAGAUAAGCGAGCCUUCUUCAUCAUCUGUACUUCUGAACUGGGCCCUCCCCAGAUCUAUGAGCUGGUUGCAUUGACAUCAUCGGACAAGAAUAUAUGGAUGGAACUCUUAGAAGAGGCCGUGCAGAAUGCCACCAAGCACCCUGGAGCUGCCCCAACACCCAUCCAUCCUUCACCACCAGGAUCCCAGGUGCCAGCCUACCAGGGCUCCACCCCUAGCAGGGUAGAAAUACAUGACUCAGAAGUUUUCCAUACUGAACCAGAAACCAGGAACUAUCUGUAGGGUAAGGCCCCUCUCCAUCAUGGGUCUGAGAAACAGCUGGUAGCACAAGAAAAGCCUGAGCAGGAGGAGGAUGCAGAGGAACUGAGAGCCCUGCCUCACCCUUCCCCUUCCCUGGAUGGAGAAAACAGAGGCAUCAGGACAGGGGACCCUGUCCUUCUGGCCCUUACAGGACCUCUACUCAUGGAGGGACUUGCUGAUGCUGCCCUGGAAGAUGUGGAGAACUUGCGGCACCUGAUCCUGUAUGGCCUGCUGCCCGGUCACACUGUGAAGACUCAGGCUGCUGGCAAUCCUGACGAUGACCUCACACCCACCCCUUCUGUCAUCAGCAUCACCUCUCACCCCUGGGACCCAGGAUCCCAGGGCAAGCUCCCACUAUUAGGUGACAACACCCUGAGGCUAGAGGGAAGCCAGCCAGAUGGGGAGGAUAUGGCUCUCUGUUCUCUGGCACAGCUGCCCUCCCCCAAGGACCAGAAAUUCGGCAUCUGGGACUCUCCUGAGCUGGAUAGAAAUCCAGCUGAAGAGGUUUCAAGCACAGAACCAGCAGGAAGUUACAAAGUUGUAAGAAAAGUCUCUCUUCUCCCUGGUGGUGGUGUCGGUGCAGCCAAGGUGGCGGGCAGCAAAGUUAUCCCUGCACUACCAGAGAGUGCAUCAGAAUCUGAGCUAUCUGAAGUGGAAGGCGGAGCACAGGCUACGGGGAACUGUUUUUAUGUCAGCAUGCCAACAGGACCUCUGGACUCCAACACUGAGCCUACCAGGAUACCCCUAAGUCCCUCACAGCCUCACAGCCUCCCUGCAUGGCCAGCGGAGCCUCAGCACCAGAGGGGAGGCGUUGGGGAUCAAAUGUGUUCCAGCUGCUCUUCCCCCAAUCUGGUCCUCAGGGAUAGGGGUGUGAUUCAUACCAUCGAGCAGCUUACCAUCAAGCUCCACAGACUCAAGGACAUGGAACUGGCCCACAGAGAGCUUCUCAAGUCCCUUGGAGGAGAGUCGUCUGGGGGGACCACUCCUGUGGGCAGUUUUCACACAGAGGUAGCCAGAUGGACAGAUCACUCUCUCUCUCCUCCAACCAAGGAAGCACUGGCCUCUGACUCCCAAACCAGUCAGGAAUUUUGCCCUGAGGAAGGCUCUGACACCCGCCUGGAAGACAGUGCCACAGACACAGCUGCAUCACCAGGACCAUAGCCAUCCAGACAACCAGAGCCUCGGCUUCUCCAUUCUACCAGAGUCUGGCCUGAGCCAGAGCACAACACUAGGAGACCCAAGCCUCCCCUUGACAGACGCCAGAGAACCAAGGAGAGACCGCAUGUUGCUUGAUCUGUUCACACUGGACAGAGUCCAGUGUCCAUGUCUCCCAUUAGCCAGAUCUCCAUGGCAUUCGUCUCCUAAGCACGCUGGUCACAGCAGUAGGUCUCCUACAGUGGUCUGCCCCUUCACCCACAUAGCUACGUAGCAUAUGUGGGGAGUACUGGGUGCACAGUACCCUCAGGUGUACAAGACAAAGGAGAAGGCUUAUGUGUAAAUGCACUUUUUUCCUCCCCUUCUUCCUAGGCCCAAGACAGCUGGGUGUCUGGCUCUCCUCUGUCCCUUUAGUGUCCUAUGUCUAUUGUAUGUGCAUUUUUUGCCAUUGUAAAUAACUUAGCCUUUUUUCUGUCCCUGGAAUGCUCAACCCGUCAGAGACCAAUAAGAUGAGAGCCAGUCAGCAGCCCAGCUCAGGGUGGUGAUGGUCUGUGUUCCACAGGCAGGGAGGUCUCCCGGACUCCAGCGCUGUUAAGAAGAGCCUGUGGGGAGCACCGUGCCUCACUCAUGCUCACCCCUUCCCUAUUUGCCCCAUAGAAACAAAUACAGCAGGUACGUUAAGGAGCUCAAAACAGACCCUAAGAAAGCAGAGUCCAAGUUAAUUCAGGACCCUUCCCCGGGGGCCACAGCAACAUUGGCUCAUCGCCGUGCCCUCACUCCACUCCCCACUGAUGAACACACACACUGUGCUAGGUGUAUAUAUACAUAUAUAUAAAUAUAUAUAAUAUAUAAAAUAUA